CGUCUCGAGUCGGUUCGCUUUGCUUAGUUGUUUGUCGGCGGUUUUCAAGUGUGCACACGGGACGCGCUCAAAGUUCAAGUGUCGAUUACGAAACUCCUGCCAACAACAGCAAAAAACACCAAUAAAAACCGCAACAAAAUACCCCCUGCUCCAGCAUUUAUUGUUGGGUUCUGUGUGCUGCAAGGCGAAAUGUUGCCAAUAUCAAGCUCCUUCACCGCCUUCCUCUUGUCAUUGCUGUGCAUCAUUCUGUUAACUCAUCGCGGUGUCCAAGGUCAGGCGAAUAAAGUGUCAUCCAAGUUGGAUUUCGAUGAGAGCGAUGGCAUCUCCAGCAGCAACGGAAACCGGACAGGGAUGCAGCAGCCCGGAAUGCAGGCAGAGGGUGGAAAUGGCAGUGGCAGCUAUGAUCAGGGCACGGGUCGCAGCUUUGGCGGAGGCGGAGACAGGACAACUGUCAACGAAAGAGGAGGUGGAGGUGGUGGAAGCAGCAGCAAUCGCCCAAAGAUACACGGCGUGCGGGUAACCGUUGAUACGGGCGAUGGACAGCAGCAAACUAAAGAGUCCAAAGAGAGCGUGGAAAUUACGGACAGCGGCAAGCACAAGAAGCGGGUGGGCAUCCACACGGACAUCACGUUCGAAAUAACCUCCGAGGGGGAGGGCAACGAAACUAGCUCGGCCCAGAACCAUGGCGAAAAGGAGGACGCCAGUGUGCCCAUCUAUAAGGGCCGCGGUGGCAGCGACUCCAAGCACAAGACCCACAAGACUUACGAUCCAAAGUCACAGUGGAAUCCCAACUACUCCAGCGAGCAUCGCGGCUAUGAGGCAGGAGGCAGUCGAGGCGCAUACUACCCACAGUACUAUCCACAGCAUGAAUAUAACAGUGGAGGAUCUGGCUCAGGGAGUAUUCAUCGCACAGGCGAGACUUGGACUCACUACGUUCCAGUGUGGACAACAGAACGAGCACCACAGGAGCAGAGCCAGAUCUACCGCAGGCCCAGCUGGAAGCCCUGCUACUGCAUGUCCUCCACCGAUUACAGGCGUCGGCGGGACAGCAAGGCUAGUCGGGGAAUAGCAGUUGGAAAUAGAGCCAAAAUCAAUAGUGGAGUGGUGCAGGUGAUCGAUGGCAAGCUCGAAAAACCCUUCUCUUGAAACAACAUGCUGGAUAUGUAUUCUACUUUCACA
Molecule: messenger RNA, 1179 nt
Organism: Drosophila guanche
Lineage: Eukaryota; Metazoa; Arthropoda; Insecta; Diptera; Drosophilidae
Exons: 4
Coding region: 190-1146 (318 amino acids)
Source: RefSeq, a predicted model, not a curated record